Ectocarpus siliculosus is the source of this 828-nucleotide messenger RNA. The record is from the annotation of a GenBank genome assembly. NCBI's taxonomy places the organism in Eukaryota, Phaeophyceae, Ectocarpales, Ectocarpaceae.
AUGAUGAAUACGAGCGACAGCAGGGCGAUUGGACAGAGGAGCAGGAGCGGAUGUGGGCCUUCCAUCGGAACGAGAGUGGCAAGUGCGCCUCCAAGCUCUCCGGCCCUCCACGACGCUUCCACGACACAACGACACCAGCUCCACCGGAAGCGGGGCGGGAUGGGGGGGGGUGCACCCGAAGACCUUUCUUCCACGGCGGCGGGCGGCACCGGCGUUAGUCUUGGUCGUCAGGGCGGCGAUGGCGGCAACAAGAGCAGCAGCAGUGGUGGCGGCGACGGUCCUGGCGUUACCACGAGGACGACGACGACGACUCUCCCGGAUGACCCAGGCCUGCAGUACAGGAGCCCGGCCGUUUCCACUAACGGCGUGCUGCGUCCUACCCCUCAGGAACACUUUGUCGUGGAUGGAAGAGGCGGCGGCAACAGCAGCAGCAGCAGCGGGGCCACGAGAAUCCGCGGGUGCAGGUCAGCCUCGAGCGCGAUGGCGGGCAUGACAUCAUCUUCACAGCAGGGCGAGGACGGGAACGGCGGGGGGCACCGGCUGGGGUCCGUCCUCCUCGACACCCCUGGCCAUUCCCUGCAGCAGGGGAGCGGUGGUGGUGGUGGCGGCGUGGACGGCGGCAUGGGCUUGAUGGGCAACAGCAGCGGCGACGAAAAGUUGACCACCGAAGACCAAUACGUGAUGGCGUCCCUCAAGAGAUCCAUCGUCGAGCUGUCGGACACCUGCCACCGGCUUCUGUCUUUCAAGAUGCUCAACCACGACGCCUUUGUGAGGGUGAUGGGAACUGGAAGUGCACUGCCGUCGUGCCGGAGCAGCGGGGAUAUGUAA